UUACAGAGGUAUGCCUAAUUAGUAUUUUUAUUUGGUAUAGUUUUUCUGGAAUUUCUAACAAUAAACACAAUUCAAAUAACCUUCCCGGUUUAUGUUCUUAGAGUGUAUUUAUGGCGAACUGAAAACAUAAAAUUAUAUACAGAAAUUGUUUUAAUUACAUAUUUAAUUAAAGACGACGUGAAUAAAGUACCUAUCUGUUGAACAUUGCUUCUGAAUAGAGAAAGGAACCAAUAUGAAUUGCUUGGGUUCGUGUCAGAGCUAUGAAUUGAAUCCUGCAGAAUCAAAUGCCUCGCCUUACUACCCACCUCAAUUACCUUACAACCCUGAUUUCAUCGAGGAACAAGAUCAGUAUGACCAGUUUACUGAUCCUGCUUACUUAUGGAGCUCCUGCGACACAGAAUAUUACACUGGAAAUACUUUCGAAAACUAUGACGAGUGGGGGCGAGCCCGCCGUUCCCUGUAUGAAGGCGUCAACUGUAUGCCGGUGAGUGCGCCAGCUUGUGUGCAUCGCGCCGCACGCUACCUACAUCAAUUACGAAUUACUGUCGUGUGUUGUGUGGAUAUAAACAAAACUCUGUACAUAUUCUAUCAUUAUGUUGUGAAAUUAACAAUCUAUGCGUUUAUUACUGACGUAAUAGAGAGUGGCUGUGUUUACAUAAUUAAACUUUAAUUACUGUUUUACCUAAUAAAACCUGAAUCAAAGCGGGAAGGGUGUACAGAAUGCAUCUUGCGUAUACACCGCGAUCUAUUUCCGGGCGCGGGCGUCGGCCCUAUUCGUGCGAGUCUCGUUCAUUUUGAACUAAAACAUGCGAGAGCUCGGCCGCGGGGGCUCACUAGUGGCUGCCACCAUCGCAGCAUUACACAAUCGAACCGUAGUCGAGGAAAAGCCUCGGCCGGUCAAAUCACGAUCGACCUCUGCGGAGAUAAGAAAUGUUGCACGGUCCAUAAGAGAAGAAAAUUUUGGCGAAAAUCGUGCUCGGAGGGCGUCUGGCGGCAGCGAGCGUCCUUUGUCCACCGCGUCCGAAGCCUCAGAGCGGGACUCCGCUUCCGUGCAGUCCAGCGAAGAGCCGCCCCCACAGGAGAGCGGAGAUUCAGACAGCCCUGAUGAGGCGACAGUGAAGUGUACUACAUGGCCUGAAGGCGCUGUGCCCGCGGCGCGAACUGAAUCAUCGGAAUCUGAGUCCAGUUCAUCUAGUGGAGAUGAUUCUGAUGAACAAGGAUACGAGCCCCAUGACGGUGAUGCCGAAUACCGAACCUUAACGCCUAGCAGGCGUUUGGACAAUUCCACUAGGCGUGAUGAUGAUUUUAUGUGGAUGCCAACGGGAAACAUGGUGGACGAAGGAGAAGAACAAAUCUCAGAAACUAGAGGAGAUAAUUUUUCAGCAGCAAGUUUGGAAAGACGACGACGACCUCCCACCGAUCGUGUAGAUCGUGAUCGCAAAUCAAGGUCGUCCUUAACAUCCAAACCUCCACAACACCCAUCAAGCGUACGCGCAUCUCCCAAGCCCCGUCGUUCUCGCAACGAGGAUACUCCACCUGAUUUACAAAGGCGAUGGAAUUCGUACGAACAUUUCCGAUGGCCACCGGAGGGUGGGUGGUGGCCUCCUAUGUGCUGGUGUCACGGACCUCCAGUGCCUCCGCCGUGUUACAUGCACGAUCGUGCUUGGCCCUCGAAUCCAUCAUUACCCCCAAUGCCUACUCGCAAUUACAAGAACGAUGCAGAAGACCGCGUACGUCGCCUCGAGGCGGACAAAGAAAGCUUGCAUCUCCAGGUGCAGGUGUUGUCCGAACAAAUUGCUGCGCAGUCCGAAAAGAUGUCGGACCUCGAGCGUGCCUUGCAGGACGCCAGACAGAGACUCGAUGACUCCGAACAAAGGCUGCAGAAGGAAAUGCUCCAACGUUCGUCACUCGAGACGCAGAAGUUGGAGCUUCUAUCCAAGCUGAGCGAGGUGCGACUGCGGGCCGCGGAGCGAGGCAUAUUGGAGCGGUCACCGCCACCGCCAGAGGUGGUCAAUGCUAUGCCCGUUGCAAGACCAGCGCCACCUAGGACGCCGCCCGCGAACUACGGUCGGCAGAUCGAGCGCAACACGCACAUGUACUCGUCGCUGCCGCGCUCGUCCGUGCUGUCGGCGGAGGCGCGCGCGGCGCUCGGUAAACACGACGCGGGCGCGGCGCGCGGCCGCGGACACUCCGUGCCCAACCUAGCGGAGAAGGAGGAGCCCAGCGGUCGCGGCAGUCCCGGCGUGACCCCCGCCAGCGCCGCGCUGCGCGUGAGACUGGAGGGCGGCGAGCCCAGGCAGGUGCGGGCCACUACACCCAGGCCCAGGGGACAGCCUAUGGCGUGGGAAACGAUAGACGUCCGCGAGUGGGACUGCGAGACCAGCGUGGGCUGGCUGGAGAGCCUGGGGCUGGAGGUGUACGCGGGCGCGGCGCGAGCCUGGCUCGGGGCCGCGCCCGACGCGCGCGGGGUCCUGGCCGCCGCCUCGCACGCCGCCAUCGAGAAGGAGCUCGCCAUCAAACAUCCGCUGCACAAGAAGAAGAUUCUGCUGGGACUUACUGAUUUGCUUGGCGGGCACGGCGACCCGCUGCUGGCGCUGGCGGGGCGCCUGGACACGGCGUGGGCGCUGCGCUGGCUGGAGGACGUGGGCGCGGCGGGCGCGCGGGCCGCCGCCGCCGACGCCGCGCUGGACGGGCGCCUGCUGCACCGCCUCACGCACGCCGACCUGCACGCGCAUCUCCGGGUCGCGCACGCGCUGCACGCGCUCUCCAUACGCAGAGGCAUCCAGGUGCUCCGCGACAACAAGUUCUCCCCGGACACGAUGAUCCGGCGCGCGCUGGAGGGCGAGGCGGCGGGCGGCGGGCUGGGCGCGGAGGCGGCGGCGGCGCCCGUGUCGGCCGCGCGGCUGGCGCGCUGGUCCGCGCACCGCGUCAUGCAGUGGCUCAAGGAGAUCGACCUGGCCGAGUACGCGCCCAACCUGCGCGGCGCCGGUGUUCACGGUGGUCUGAUGUUACUGGAGCCGCGGUUCACAGCAGAGCUUUUGGCAGCGCUACUAAACAUUCCAGCUAACAAGACCUUGUUGCGGCGGCAUCUCACGCAGAGAUUUAACGACCUUCUCGGCAGAGAAGUUAUACAGCAAAAACGUAACGCCGAACAGACGCUCGGUUAUCAACCACUUACUGCUACUACCAAAUAUAAGGUACCAAAGAAAAGCCAGUUCUCGUUGAAACGCAAGAAGAGCAAGGACGACCUUGACCUUGGCGACCUCGUGUGCCCGCUACACGAUGACUGCUCAGGUGACAUAACAAACUCGCCAACGAUGAAAGUAAAAUCAGCAGCAGCGGACGUCGCGUCGGGUGUCUCUCCCCUGCGUGACGAGGCGCGCGCGCAGUAACACCUUGGACAAUAUACAUAACUGAAAGGAGGCGCUAGUACUGACGUUAUUGACUAACUAUACGUAUAAACGACAUAAACUUCAAUGUUACAAUUUGGUCUAUUGAAUUCGAGUGUCAUUCAAAGCAAUUUAAUCUUUAGCAGUUAACAAUUAAAACAAUUGUUUGUUCCCUACAAAGCAAAUUGAUCUUACAAAACGUCAUCCACAGUCGUGAUUAACAUAGUGCCCUAUGCCACUCAGCCAUCUGUGUCAACGUUCUAAAUAGAAAUAUCUCCAUACUAAAAGUCUGUAAAGAUACAACAGUUUCCCAAUAGCGUAUUGCUCCUAGUGCCUCCUGUAACUAUCCCUUGUGUUCUAAGUAAAUCAUAUACGAAACGGUUGAACAAAGUAUCAUGUAAUGUAUUCAUAUUCAUCGUUUUAUGAACGAGAAAAUACUUGUUAAGAUUGUGGCGAGAUAGUGUUUAUUAAUGUUGAAUGGAUUGCCUCUAAAACUAAUAUAUCGAUUUCAAUGUUGUUAAAAACAUUUUAGUUAAGGAAUGGUGAAAAUAUUAAUGCAUUUUCUCAAAUGAAGUACAGAAGACAAUAGGGUGUUUAGAAUCUUUGAAAUUUUAACAAAUUUGAGAUCAUCAUAAAGUAUAUUUUCCGUUGUAUGGUUCACGUUUUAAAUGUUAGUAAAUAAUUUUAUCGAGGUAUUAAGUCUUAUUUUGAGAGUGUGUUGGUGCUAAAUUCUAUAUUUUGGCGUUUCAGCCCUAAAAGUUAUAUUUUAAGACUUAAACCUCGAAAUAGUGUCCAAGGUAUUAAUUUAAAAAGUAAAAAUAUGAUGUAGUUUUUUAAAAGAAUAAUAAUAACUAAUAUUGAAUGCAACUGCCAAAACUUGAGAAUGAGGAAAAUUAUUUGUGACUUGUUUUGUUAAUGGUUGUCGUUUAUUUAUUAACAGAUUUCCAACUUCAGCUAUUUUUAUUGUAAAUUAAUACUUAAGUUUCUAAUUAUUAAGCUAUCAAGCUGUUGAUGGCACAAGCAAAAAAUAAAAACAAAAUCAAUGUACUAAAAUCAUUCGCUAUUUAAUCUAAAAUUAUUUUCAUCAAUAAUGUUUUUUUGUAACUUGAAACUUUUACACAUGUGACAACCAGAAAGAAAAUAGAGAUUGUUAGUUCAACAUUUAAUUAAGAAAAUAUUUAUUGUAACUUUAUUUUUUUAGUUUAGUUAAUAUUGAAAGUCUUGCGUGUAAGUGCUGGUUGAGUAAAUGUUAUUAAAUAUACAAAUAAAACAAGCAAUAGACAUUCCAUAAUGUUUUACCAAAAAAUCAUUUUCGAUUUAAAGAGAAACGCAUUCAACUAACACUUCAUAUAAAGUAAUAUACAGUUGUUACAAUUUUUACCGUACUUAGCUCUUUUACAAGUAUUUAAGUAGCUUAUUAGGAAUCGACUGAAAGGCGACAAUAUUAAUCUGGUCUCUUCUCCAU
Messenger RNA from Trichoplusia ni (cabbage looper), 4854 nucleotides. RefSeq names its product liprin-beta-1 (gene Liprin-beta). The record is from RefSeq and is a predicted model, not a curated record. Gene Ontology annotation, cellular component: presynaptic active zone. The coding region runs from base 807 to 3392 and encodes 861 amino acids. The transcript has 13 exons. Gene Ontology annotation, molecular function: protein binding. Lineage: Eukaryota; Metazoa; Arthropoda; Insecta; Lepidoptera; Noctuidae. Gene Ontology annotation, biological process: neuromuscular junction development.